UCUUUGUACUAAGCAAACUAGCGACGAGCGUUAAUGCACAAUAUGGAUGGUGGUGGCAAAAAUAAGAAAAAAAGGGUGGCACGGAGAACUUAGGUUAGGGAGAAAAAAAUCAAAGAAACAGGAGAGCAAAGCAUUUAAAUGUCUUAAGUUUACAAAUAUUUUCACAAGCAGCAGUCUGGCUGCAACGGCCAUGUCGGGUAACAGCAGCCUAGCCCCCGGCAAUGGUGAGAGGGGUAGCGGGAGCCGCUCUGACGUGCAGCCGGUGCAAGGAGAGAGAAAAGAAGAGGGAGGGUGUAAUGAUAAGCUGGUGGAAGUUCCCCAUACAAGCGCAGGGCAAGUAAAAAGGGAUGAAGAGAGUCACUUGCUCGGUAUACCGGAAAUUGUUAUCCACCAGCGUGCAGAAACAUGCAACGUGCCGAGGCUGCCCGCUCUGCCCUUUUGUUGUCACACUCCAAGGCCCAGGUGGACAUAGUGCAGCUUGACGUGGGUUCUGUGCAGUCGGUGUUUGCUGCUGCUCAAGAACUCAAGGCUAGGUACGAAAGAAUUGACUUUUUGUAUCUGAAUGCCGGAAUAAUGCCCAAUCCGCAAGUGGAUAUAAAAGCUUUUUUCAAGGGUUUGUUCUCAAGAAACGCCAUCAACAUGUUUGCAACAGCAGAGGGUCUUUUAACACAGCAGGACCAGAUUAACACUGAUGGUCUGCAGGAAGUUUUCGCCACAAACCUGUUUGGUCAUUUUCUUCUGGUCAGAGAGCUGGAGCCUCUGUUGUGUCAGGCGGGUCACACAUCACGUGUCGUGUGGACCUCUUCAAGCAACGCCCGGCGCACUGCCUUCAGUAUCGAGGAUAUCCAGCACAAAAAUGGGACGGAACCAUACAGCUCCUCCAAGUAUGCCUCUGACAUGCUCAGUGUGGCCCUCAACAGACAUAAGAACUGCCAGGGGCUUUUCUCCUCUGUGAUAUGUCCGGGCCUGGUCAUGACCAACCUCACUUUUGGUAUACUUCCCUCCUUUUUCUGGACUUUCAUCAUGCCAAUCAUGUGGCUGAUCAGAAUCUUCACAAACACGUUUACACUCACACCAUAUAAUGGAGCAGAGUCACUGCAUUGGCUGUUUCUUCAAACACCAGAGUCUCUGGACCCCAGGGCAAAAUAUCACAGCUUAACAUCAGGACUUGGGGCAAACUACACACAACCACGGCAAAUGGACAUUGAUGAUAAUAUGUGUGAGGCGCUUUAUGAAAAACUUCUUCAACUGGAGACACACAUCAGAGGAGGAGCUGCAGACCUAAAUAAACCUUAGAGUAAUGCCUUUUACAUCAUGGAAAUGUUUACCAAACAAUCAACAGUAAGAAUUUCGCAGGAUAUAAUUGCAGAAUUACACUCAGUCUCUAGCCUCCUCGAGUGACAGAUAUCAAACUGCAAAUAACAGAUACAGUAAAAAGCCAAUCAAUCCAUAAUUUUACUAUGGUGUAAUGAACUUUGCUGUUGUAUAAUUCAGUGGUUUGAUUGUCUAAGAUGACAGUUCAUUAGGGAAAAACAAAAACUCAAACUUAACAUGAAUAAAGUCAUAUUACCCCCAACACAUCAUAAAGUUGUGAUACAAAAAGAUUUUUUUUUUUUUUAAAAACCAAAGUAAAUAAUAUUUUUUACAUGACAAUAUAUUAAUACAUAUUACGUGACAAACGUUUCCUAUUAAUGGUAACAAUAUAUGCAAGAAGCUUGAGAAUCAUUGUUGUUUUUAUUUUAUGGCAUUUAGUAUUACUAUUCAACAAAACAUCUUCCUACCAGUGCCUUGUUCAACAUUAUACAGGCAUGAAAAUCUCUCACCUUUCGGCGAAAUUCGCCGUUUUGAAGUAAAAAAGGAUGACCUACGUGAAUCGUGUAGAUCC
Corythoichthys intestinalis (scribbled pipefish) is the source of this 1885-nucleotide messenger RNA. RefSeq names its product hydroxysteroid (17-beta) dehydrogenase 7 (gene hsd17b7). Gene Ontology annotation, biological process: cholesterol biosynthetic process. The transcript is spliced from 9 exons. The record is from RefSeq and is a predicted model, not a curated record. Gene Ontology annotation, molecular function: estradiol 17-beta-dehydrogenase [NAD(P)+] activity; 5-alpha-androstane-3-beta,17-beta-diol dehydrogenase (NADP+) activity; 3-beta-hydroxysteroid 3-dehydrogenase (NADP+) activity. Gene Ontology annotation, cellular component: endoplasmic reticulum membrane. The coding region runs from base 406 to 1296 and encodes 296 amino acids. Lineage: Eukaryota; Metazoa; Chordata; Actinopteri; Syngnathiformes; Syngnathidae.